AUGGCGGAUUUGCUCCUUCAAAAGGAGCUUAGCAGCGACGAACGAUUUAGGCUUUUAGUCACAAAUGUUCCUGUGGAAAUGGCCGGAGAAAAACCUCCAGCAAACCCGUCGAAAAGUGGGAAUUAUCUUGUCGACAAGAAGGCGGUUGGCAUCGACUGGAAACAUACUACAAGCUCGUGGCUAAACAGAAACACGAAGACACGCGUUUUCACAAGGGUCAUUAAUAUUUAUGACUCUGAUGAUGACGAGCCAGACGACCAAAUUAGUUGGCAAAGUAGAGAAUUCAAAUCUUCUUAUGCUUUCAGUCGAUGCCAAGCGCCUUCUUGUCGACAAGAUAAUUCCCACUUUUCGACGG
Molecule: messenger RNA, 355 nt
Organism: Paramuricea clavata
Lineage: Eukaryota; Metazoa; Cnidaria; Anthozoa; Malacalcyonacea; Plexauridae
Source: the annotation of a GenBank genome assembly